UCACUAUUAUCAAUCGCUUUUUUUGUUUACAAAUCUGUGUGAAAUCGGCUUUUAAGGAUUAUAAAGUCGAAAUCCAAUUUGAAGCCAUGUCGGACAACGAAUACGAACGCUUCGAGAUCACGGACUACGACCUGGACAAUGUUAACAUCAACAGGCCCCGGGGACGCCAAAGUCGACACCAGCAAAUCUAUGGCAUUUGGGCAGACGACAGAGAGGAGAGCGGCGGUGAGGGCGGCAAGCGGAGGGGCCGUUCCGCCCGACAGCCCAAGGAUUACACAAUGCCGGUGAACUUCGUGGCCGGCGGCAUUCAGCAGGCGGGUAAAAAGAAGAAAAAGGCGCUCAAAGCUGAGGAAGGCGACGGUGCGACUAAGGAGGACGGCGGAGAGGAUCGGGAUGACCAGAGCGACGGCUCUUCAGCCAGUGCACGUCCAGCCUUCGGCGACCAGAGCGAUCAGGACAGUUCAAAUAGCUCCGCUGAGGAAGCAGAGCGACCAGCUCUAAGCAGGGGUCAUGGCAAGUCCGGCAGCGGUGGAACCACCUUUCAACAUCGCUCGCACAUUGCCAGUGAGCGGAAUGUGGGAGCUUGGGAGCAGCAUACACGCGGAAUCGGUGCCAAGUUGCUCCUCCAAAUGGGCUACGAACCAGGCAAGGGAUUGGGCAAGGACCUACAGGGAAUCUCACAACCAGUGCAGGCUCAUGUGCGCAAGGGCAGAGGAGCCAUCGGAGCCUAUGGCCCGGAAACAGCAGCUAGCAUCGGCGGACAGGCAGCCAAGGCCAUCAAGGUGGACGAGGAUGUGCGCGAGGCCAAGGAGUUUAAGGAACUGAACAAGUGGCGUAAGGGAGGCGCCUCUGGAGCCGAUACGCAGGAUCGACAAGGUAAACGCUACUACUACAAAUCGGUAGAGGAGGUGAUAGCCAAGGGGAACAAGUCCAGUCACCUGCUUUCGGAGAAGCUAAGCAAGAAGCUGGGCAAUGUCCCAGUGAUCGAUAUGACGGGUCCGGAGAAGCGAGUGCUCAGCGGUUAUCAUGCCUUGGGACAGGCCAAAAUCACGCCGGAGGAGACAUUGUAUGACGCCGACCCGUCGGAGAAAGGAGCUGCCAGUUCCGUUUCCGUGUUUGCAAUGCCUGAGCUGACUCACAAUUUGCAGCUCUUGGUUAGUCAGGCCGAGCAGCAGAUCAUUGCCAUCGACAAGCAGGAACGGGAGUGUUCCAGCCAGCAGGCAGCGCUGGAGACCGAGCACCGCAAGCUGGAGGAGAUUGUGCAGCUGGAGCGCAAUCAUAUACGCACUCUGGAGGAGGCUUUGGACCGAGUUGAGCGUCUGAGCGAGAAUCCCGACCUGGAACUGCCCCAGGCGGAGCGGAUGUUUCGGGAGCUGCUCGUGGACUAUGCGGCCGAGUUCAAGGAGUUCGGCUUGGCUGAUCUGGCAGCUGGCGUGAUCGCACCGCUUCUGAAGCGGGAGCUGCUCAACUGGCAACCGUUGGAGCACCCAACAGAGCCGCUGCAGAUGGUGAAGAAUUGGCGGGCCAUGCUGCAGCGUGGAGAGCCGGCAGAGCAGCAGCCACGUAAUGUUUUUGACCCGUACUCCUCGCUGAUUUGGGCCGGGGUGAUGCCAUCGUUCCGGACCUGCGCCGCAGCCUGGCAGCCCAAGGAGCAUCCCCCAAUGGCGGCUUUGCUAGAUGCCUGGGCCCCCUUGCUGCCCACCUGGGUGCUGGACUCUGUGCUGGAACAGUUGGUGCUGCCGCGUUUGGUGACCGGCGUCCAGGAAUGGGAUCCCCUCACUGACACCGUGCCCAUAGACAGCUGGGUACUGCCCUGGCACGCCAUCCUGGGUAGUAAACUGGAGGAGGCCGUCUAUCCGCAGAUCCGCAGCAAGCUUGGGGAAGCGCUGCGCGCCUGGUUGCCACAGGAUCGUUCGGCCAGGGCCAUGUUAACGCCUUGGCAGAAGGCCUUCCCCGAAGAGGAGAUGCAGGAGUUCCUGCAGCGUCACAUCUUACCAAAGCUGCAGUUGACCCUCGCCGAGUUUGUCAUUAAUCCUCUGCACCAGGACCUGGAGUUGUGGCAUCAGGUUUGGGAGUGGCAUGAGCUCAUUGAACCGAUGUACAUGGCUCAGCUGCUGGACAGACAUUUCUUCCCGCGCUGGAUGCAGGUGCUGGUGUUGUGGUUGAAUCAGUCUCCUGACUAUGCUGAGAUAUCGCGUUGGUACACCGGCUGGAAGAGCAUGCUGAGUGAGCAGGUUAUCCGCGAGCCAAGCGUCAAGGAGCACCUACGAAGAGCUCUUGAAAUGAUGCACCGCGCCAGUGAUGCCCUCCUUCAGCCCACUAUCACGGCCACACCACCGCCGCCAAUGCCACCGGGUCCUGUUCCGACGGGUCUCCUGCCGCCUGUUAUGAUGGUGGAUCUGGUGCAUCAACCCGCCCAGCUGGAGUUCAAGGAGCUUGUGUCCCAGCGCUGCGCCGAGCUGGGCAUUAUCUUUGCUCUUCCCGGCAGACGGGAAAUGGGCAAGCAGAUUUAUCGCGUCGGAAAGCUGUUUUGUUAUAUUGAUCGCAACGUGUGCAUGCUCAGCGAUGGAAGCUUUAGCAACUGGCAGCCAGUGGGACUUAACCAGCUACUGGAGCGAUCACAAACGGGUAUACUUUAAAAAUAAAUAAGAGCGAAAAUUUGAACAAUUGAAGAAGAGUCUUCAAAAAGUCAUAAAACUUGUUUAUAUUUAAGCAAUU
Messenger RNA from Drosophila serrata, 2718 nucleotides. RefSeq names its product septin interacting protein 1 (gene sip1). NCBI's taxonomy places the organism in Eukaryota, Metazoa, Arthropoda, Insecta, Diptera, Drosophilidae. The record is from RefSeq and is a predicted model, not a curated record. Gene Ontology annotation, cellular component: U2-type post-mRNA release spliceosomal complex. Gene Ontology annotation, biological process: spliceosomal complex disassembly. Gene Ontology annotation, molecular function: nucleic acid binding.